CUGCUGUUUCACGCUUCUUGUGUUGUCUGUCUGGAUCAAGAAAAUGUCGGCUCGCGGGGGAAAAGCAGCUAAACGUGCGAAAGCAGUAUCUCGAUCUGCGAAAGCAGGCCUUCAGUUUCCUGUGAGCCGUGUUCAUAGAUAUCUUCGCAAAUGUACACAUCACUACCGUAUAUCCGCUGCCGCUCCCGUGUACCAAGCGGCCGUGAUGGAAUAUCUAACUGCUGAGAUUCUCGAGUUGGCUGGUAACGCCGCGAGAGACAACAAAAAAACUCGAAUUAUCCCUCGCCAUAUCCUCCUAGCUGUUGCUAAUGACGAGGAAUUACACAAACUUUUAAAAGGUGUUACUAUUGCAUCUGGAGGUGUACUCCCUAACAUCCACCCUGAGUUAUUGAAAAAGCGAAAAGGUGGCAAGUUAGUUUCGCCGGAGGAGCUGAAGUCCAAGAAACCCAAGCCAGCCCCGCCGCCAUCACCCAAGAAGCCAGUUUCAUCAAAGAAAGUACCAACAGCUGCAGCAAAGAAAGCUGCCCCUGCGUCACCUGCCAAAGCUAAGCCAACCCCAAAGCCCAAGGCUAAGGGGCGUGGCAAAGCAGACAAAGGCCCCGGGGACGGGUUCUCAGUCUUGUCAGAGAAGACAUUAUUCCUUGGACAGAAGUUGACUGUGGUCCAAGGUGAUAUUGCCGCUAUUGAUGCAGAUGCUGUUGUAUUGCCCACAAAUGCUAAAUUCAAGUUGGAGGGAGAAGUUGGAGAAGCUUUGAAGAAAGCUGGAGGGAAGGAAUUUAAAGAUGAAAUAAAAAAGCUUUCAGAGGAUAAUGGUGACCUUGCCCUCUUAGAUGCUGCCAUAUGUGAUGGUCAUAACUUUCCUGCGGCGUACGUGAUCAGCCUUCACAGUCCAGUCUACAGUGAAGAUUCAACCACAGCCUCAGAUGACUUAGAAAAAGCUGUAAAAAAUGUGCUCACUAUUGCUGAUGAAAAGAACCUAAAGAUUCUAGCUAUUCCAUCUAUUGGGACUGGAUCGAACAAAUACCCAAAGGAUCUUGCUGCUCAGGUCACCUUAAAGGCCAUCUCCAACUACUUUGUGUCAGCCAUGGCAUCAUCCCUUAAACAGAUCUAUUUUGUGCUGUCCGACCCUGAGAACAUCGGCAUGUACACCAUGGAACUCGCACGUCUGGACUCCUAGGGGAACCAUUCACAUCUAAAGACUGCUCUCUUGUUUAGACACUAUAUCACCAUUAACCCCACAACUUAUCUGUGCAUCUUAAACUUGUCUAUGCAGAGUCUGGAGGACGUGUCUUUACAGGGGCUUUCAUGACGAAGAGAAAGAGAAUCUUUAAGCCUUGUUUCCACUCGCAAUCUAUUCCUACUUGGACUACCUAGAGUGCGCAUUGUUGUAGAUGGAAACAAGACAUUGGUUCAUCUCUAUCCUCUAUAUACUUUAGCUAGUUUAUUUGUUCUUUCAAAAAGUUUACAAGCCAAUCGUUUCACAUACUCAUACUUGUAAGAAUGAUUCAUUUUAAACAACCUUUACACCACGUAUCCCGGUAUAGCAUUGAUAUUUGUCUUAAUAUGUGUAGAAAUGAAUGGAAGUAACUAUUAAAAAAAUAUUUUUAUUGUUUUA
Nematostella vectensis (starlet sea anemone) is the source of this 1615-nucleotide messenger RNA. Its product is annotated as core histone macro-H2A.1. Gene Ontology annotation, molecular function: structural constituent of chromatin; DNA binding; protein heterodimerization activity. The record is from RefSeq and is a predicted model, not a curated record. The transcript has 7 exons. Lineage: Eukaryota; Metazoa; Cnidaria; Anthozoa; Actiniaria; Edwardsiidae. Gene Ontology annotation, cellular component: nucleosome. Bases 44 to 1177 code for a protein of 377 amino acids.